Messenger RNA from Setaria italica (foxtail millet), 2211 nucleotides. RefSeq lists its product as uncharacterized. The transcript is spliced from 9 exons. Bases 16 to 1863 code for a protein of 615 amino acids. Lineage: Eukaryota; Viridiplantae; Streptophyta; Magnoliopsida; Poales; Poaceae. The record is from RefSeq and is a predicted model, not a curated record.
CUGGGCCUGCUGGGGAUGGGCCUCGAGACUCGAGAGCGCGCGUUGCUAUUGCUUGCGUUCGAGUCGCACGAGGCGGAGGCGCGGAUUGGCUCGCUCGCCAGCGACCGGUCCUACGCAUCCCUCCUUCCUCCUCAUCCUUCCCUUCCCCCGUCGCGUCGCGCUCUCGCCUCGUCCCUUCUUCCGCUCUUCAAUUCCGCCCACUGCCGAGAGCCCUUCCCUCUCCGAGCGGAGAGAAAUGCGACCGCGAUGCGCCCCUUCGUCCCCUCCCUGCGCCUCCCAACCCCAUCCCUAACCCUCCUGCCCCCACCUCACUCCCUCUGCAUUCCCCGCCGCCGCCGCCUCCUGCCCGCCCCGCUCGCCGCCUCCGCGUCCUCCAGGCGUCCGUACCGCCGCCGCCGCAACGCCCCGAGCCGGCCGCCACCGUCGUCACUCCAGCAGCAGCAGCAGCAGCCGCGGCCGCAGCAGCAGCGCGCCGCGAAUGCCGCCGCGCCGGGCGCACGGCGCCAGGAGGAGCUGGAGGAGGCGAUCUACGACUUCAUGUGCCGCUCCGCCAAGCCCGGGGCGUUCCCCACCCGCGAGGAGCUCGUCGCGGCCGGCCGCGCCGACCUCGCGGCCGCCGUCGCGUCCAGCGGGGGAUGGCUCUCCCUCGGAUGGUCCCCCGCGGGCGCGGAGGGCGCCGCGCCGCGCUCGUCGGGCGGGGGACACCCUGACUACCCGCCCGAGACGGGCGUGUACCACCGUGAUGACCUAGCGCCGGGCUCGGAGGAUGACUCCGAGUGGGAGGAGGAGGAAGAAGAUGAAGCGGACGAGGAGGAGGUGUCACCGUCUGGGCGUCAGCCAGAAAUGGAGGAGACCAAGGAGGUCACGUUGAAAGCAGGCAUCGAGGGGAUGCUCACCAGGCUGCAGAGGGACAGGGAGCGGGCGCGGCCGCCGCCCCGACCAGAAGGCAGAAGUGACAAUGGCGCUUUAGCAGGCAACAGCGGUGCUCCCAGUCAUACAGCGGCUGGUGGCAGGCAUAGCCCUAGGACACCUGAGAAUGGAAGUGUUCAUGGAUCUCAUCCUCAAAAUGGGACGCUAGAUGGCAACAAUACCUUACAGAGUUCGAGCAACGAUACAUGGCAAACAUGGACCCUUGGCAAGAGUGAUUUAUCUGAUUUUGAAGCUGCUGAGGUCCUACCAAUUGAAAGCAGAAGAUUAUCUCGGCAUGAUGAACAAGACAUUGCAUUGGCGCAAAAUGACUUUCACAGAUCAUCUAAUGGUGUGGCUGUAAGUGAUUAUCCUAGUGAUGGUGUAGACUCUGAAAGAGAUGAGAUACAUUCUCGUCUUCAAACUCUGGAAUUGGACCUAUCUGCCGCUCUCAAGACAUUAAGAUCAAGAUUCGACAAAGUCUUAUCAAAUAUGUCAAAUAAUAAUGGAGCUACUGUACUGGAUGAUAUCUCUGACGAUUGGGAGUUUGAGGAGACAAAGGUACUGCAAGCUCAGGAGGAGCUACGAUCAAUCCGGGCUAAAAUAGCUGUAUUAGAAGGGAAGAUGGCACUUGAGAUAAUUGAAAGGAACAAAAUAAUAGAAGAUAAACAAAGGAGGCUUGAUGAAGUUGAGAAGGCCCUGAGUGAGCUCCGUACUGUUUGUAUCAUGUGGGCCAACCCUGCUUCAGAGGUUUUAUUGGUUGGGUCAUUUGAUGGCUGGACAAGUCAAAGAAAGCUGGAAAAAUCAUCAGAAAGAGGCAUGUUUUCCUUGAACCUGAGGCUGUACCCAGGUAGAUAUGAGAUUAAGUUUAUCGUUGAUGGUGUCUGGAAGAACGAUCCUUUGCGGCCCACUGUGUACAACAAUGGGCAUGAAAACAACCUUCUGGUUGUCACUUGACUUGAAGCUGCAUCCUGGUAGCAUUUUUGUAGAUUGUUGCGUAGAUCGUCCUCAACAUGAUUUGAUGCCAACUGAUUAGAUCAUCCCUCCUUGUAACUAGUCAGCUUUUCCUUCGGUGAUUUCAUUUUCUUCUAGAUAGUUGUGUACCACAUAAACAGUGUAGGGUGCUGUCAAAAUGCGUCACCCUGUUGAGACAGGAGAAGAAAGUAGCUGUGCAUUCUUUUCUCCCCAUUGUUCUGCCCUGGUGUUGGUUCACCUUCAUUCUGUGUAUCAACAUUGUAUGUACAUAUGUUGUUAAGGCUGUAUAUUUGUAGUCUGUUCUCGAAAGUUUUUAAUUGUUCCUUGCAA